This is a messenger RNA of Purpureocillium lilacinum, 1626 nucleotides long. RefSeq lists its product as uncharacterized. Gene Ontology annotation, molecular function: protein-arginine N-methyltransferase activity. Gene Ontology annotation, cellular component: nucleus. Gene Ontology annotation, biological process: peptidyl-arginine methylation. NCBI's taxonomy places the organism in Eukaryota, Fungi, Ascomycota, Sordariomycetes, Hypocreales, Ophiocordycipitaceae. The record is from RefSeq and is a predicted model, not a curated record.
AUGGCCGUCAAUCUCGACGAUCGUGUGACAUCUUCGGAUGAGUCGUCUUCCGGGGCUGACGACGGCGAGUGGCUCGAUGUUGAGCCCGAUGAGGAGGCCGUGACCGUGGUGUCGUUUUUCGACUCCAAGACCUUCCCGUCUCUUGAUGAGAUGCUCGCCUACUGUGUGCAGCACUAUGGCUUCGAUCUGAAGGACAACCUUGCCCGGCUUCGUCUCGACUUUCUCGGAGCCGUCAAGCUUGUCAAUUUCGUUCGCGACAGUGUCCGCCAAGGCCGGCCCCUGCCGUCUCCCAUCACACCCCAGGACAUUGACAGCGACGACUUCCUCAAGCCGGUCUUGGACAACGACGCCGUCCUGUUCUCUCUGGAUGAUGUCCUCGAGGCAGUGAGCGCGCAGGCCGCCGAGGCUGGUGGCGAGCAGACCGUGACCCUGCAGAAGCGCAAUGCCGAACUCGAGGCGGAGCUUGAGGCCAUCCAGUCUAGCUUCGCCAACUAUCGCCUCACUGUGCAGGAGACGCUCGACCGCCGCUGGGGCGACGACCAGGACGUCACCACGAAGCCCGCAGCCCAGGCCAGCAGCGCUCCGGCCCGCGACAACUCCGCUUACUACUUCGAGUCCUACGCGUUCAAUGACAUACACGAAACUAUGCUGAAGGACCGUGUCCGCACAGAUGCGUACCGAGACUUCAUCUAUAGCAACAAGCAUCUCCUCAAGGGCAAGGUUGUCCUCGACAUUGGUUGCGGCACAGGCAUUCUCAGCAUGUUUUGCGCCAAGGCUGGCGCAGCUCGCGUCAUCGCCGUCGAUAAGUCGGACAUCAUUGACAAGGCGAGGGAAAAUAUCUUCAACAACGGGCUGUCAGACGUCAUCACGUGUCUUCACGGCGCCAUCGAAGACGUGGUUCUUCCCGUCGACCAGGUGGACAUGAUUGUCAGUGAGUGGAUGGGCUAUUGCCUCUUGUAUGAGGCCAUGUUACCGAGUGUGCUCUACGCCCGCGACAAGUACCUCAAGCCCGACGGCCUGCUGGUCCCGAGCUCAGCGACGAUCUGGGUUGCGCCCAUUGCGGACCCGAGUUACGUGGCGGAGCACGUGUCGUUCUGGCGAGACGUUUACGGCUUUGACAUGAAGGCGAUGCAGGAGGGCAUCUACGAGGAGGCCCGCAUAGAGACAAUGCCCGGUAGCUCAGUCUGCGGCACUCCCUUCCCUUUCAAGACGCUCGAUCUGGGAAGCGUGAAAGCGGAAGAGCUGGUCUUUACGGCGGACUGGCACUCGGACCUGAGCAGGUCCGUCGACGGGAUUGAUGGCUUUCUUAUUUGGUUUGACAACUUCUUCGCCACUUCGAGUGAAGAACCAAUGCCGCCCCCGACAACCACGCCCGAUGCCUGGGUGGCCAAGAAGAGCGGCAACGUCGCUUUCACCACGGGGCCUGACGGUGUCGAAACCCACUGGAAGCAAGGAUUGCUCCUUGCAGAACCACAAAACCCGCCCGUGACGAGUCCUCCGGCGACACGUGUCUCUGGAAAGAUUACCUUCAAAGCCCUCGAGGAGAACGCUCGGGCCCUCACCAUUGACGCCGCAUGGUGCGUCGCGGGCCAGCCAGAGAGAAGUCAGUCAUGGAAGCUCAAAUAG